CGUUUUCGGGCCCGACGCUCGUCGUCGUUUAUCUAGUAAUUACGUGAAAGAUCCCCGCAUUGUCACUUGACAAUCGUUUCCAUCCCAUACAAACAAACAAACCCCAGGCGCAGGAGCUGCUCUCAAGUCAACAAGUUACACAGUGUUCAUCUGGUGUUCCAAUGCUGAAUAAAGAAUCAGCGUCGUUAAUGAGUCGAACCAAGCAUACCUGAUCGCCCAAAACAUUCAACCAUAACCCUCGGCUGUUUUUACAAGCCCAAGUACCUUGCAAGCUGCGUCCUAAGUUUUCAUCAAGUACAGCAACCGGUGGUUGGACAUUUAUCAAACAGUCUGCGACCGGUAAGAUAAUAAGCACCAAACAAUGGCUUUCAUCAGACCAUACCAGCCCACCGACUUUGAGGCGACGGCAUUCAUCUGCCGCGCAACGCUGCCACCGUCGCUGGCCAAGUCCCCGGCGGGCGUCAAGCUGUCGCCGUACCUCUGGACGCACCAGUACACGGAGCUGUCGCCGUCGCACUGCUUCGUGCUGGACGACGGGUCGGGCCGCUGCGUCGGGUACGUGAUCGGCACCCCGGACGUGUUUGCCUUUGCGGCGGCGUACCACGGCUACGUGGCCAAGCACCUGGCGACGGCCGACAUGACGCCGCGGCAGAUGGAGACGAGGGAGGCGUGGACCACGGCGGACGGCGAGGUCAACGAGCAGGCGCUGCUGCAGCUGGCGCGCAGCCCGCGCUGGCUGCUGCUGGAGGGCGUCGAGGGCAAGGAGGAAAUGGUGCAGCGGUACCGCGGGACCAUGCACAUCGACAUGCUGGAGGACUUUCAGGGCAAGGGCUGGGGCAGGAAGCUGAUUGGCGAGUUUAUGGAGAGCGUCAGGAGGAGGCAGGGGGAGAGGGUCCCCGUCGUGCUGGAGGAUGGGACGGCGCAGGAGAUGAUGCUGGAUAGCGGCAAGGGCGUGCAUAUCGGCAUCUCGGGGGAGAACACCAAGGUGGUCAAGUUUUACGAAAAGGUUGGGUUCCGGGUGCAGGAGGGUGGGGAGCGGGAGGGUGGUGUCUGGAUGGUCUAUGACUUGUGAAGCGUUGGAGCAGUUUAGAAUUUUGACGGGUGUCGUUGUUAAGAGGAAGAUCUCGGAAGAGAGUUGCUUGUAGCAAGAUACGAGAGUUUAAACGAAUGUGCUGAUUCCAUAAUUGAACAAAGAGACCCUUCUG
This is a messenger RNA of Pyricularia oryzae 70-15, 1205 nucleotides long. RefSeq lists its product as uncharacterized. Bases 362 to 1072 code for a protein of 236 amino acids. Gene Ontology annotation, molecular function: acyltransferase activity, transferring groups other than amino-acyl groups. The transcript has 2 exons. The record is from RefSeq and is a predicted model, not a curated record. NCBI's taxonomy places the organism in Eukaryota, Fungi, Ascomycota, Sordariomycetes, Magnaporthales, Pyriculariaceae.